Molecule: messenger RNA, 546 nt
Organism: Sinocyclocheilus grahami
Lineage: Eukaryota; Metazoa; Chordata; Actinopteri; Cypriniformes; Cyprinidae
Product: chromodomain-helicase-DNA-binding protein 4-like
Exons: 6
Coding region: 1-546 (181 amino acids)
Biological process (GO): chromatin remodeling
Cellular component (GO): chromatin; nucleus; NuRD complex
Molecular function (GO): DNA binding; histone binding; chromatin binding
Source: RefSeq, a predicted model, not a curated record
AUGGACCUAAAGAAGUGCUGUAACCACCCCUACCUCUUCCCGACAGCUGCUAAUGAAGCCCCUAAAAUGCCCAAUGGCAUGUAUGAUGGCAGUGCCCUCACAAAGGCUUCUGGGAAACUGAUGCUUCUGUGUAAGAUGCUGAAAAAACUAAAGGAGGGUGGACACAGAGUGCUUAUAUUCUCACAGAUGACAAAGAUGUUGGAUUUGCUGGAAGACUUUCUGGAGAAUGACGGGUACAAGUAUGAAAGGAUAGACGGAGGGGUGACUGGAGGGAUGAGGCAGGAAGCCAUCGAUAGAUUCAAUGCUCCUGGUGCUCCUCAGUUUGUUUUCCUCUUGUCCACCCGAGCAGGGGGUUUGGGCAUCAAUUUGGCAACCGCUGACACUGUCAUAAUCUACGACUCUGACUGGAACCCACACAAUGACAUCCAGGCAUUUAGCAGGGCUCAUCGUAUUGGUCAGAAUAAGAAGGUGAUGAUCUAUCGAUUUGUCACUAAAGCAUCUGUGGAGGAGAGAAUUACACAGAUGAAGACAAACUUAACGGUGUGA